AACAAAAAGACAACCCUUGUGUUGUGAGGUCACAGCAGCAGAGCUUUGAUGUAAAGGGCUCAGUUCACCUUUGACAGUUGGAGAGAGACACACAAGCAAGAAGACUCUGGAUUACAGAUCAAUUCUCAGCUUCUCAUUAUUGAACUGCAAACACUGGACAUCAUGUCAUCGUGGGAAACUCCAGAAGAUCCUUCUGCUGCCUCAGUUUCACUGACAGCACCUGAUGCUCAGGCCGGCCAGACGCUGGACAGCAGCUCUUCCUCCUAUUCGGUCCUGGACUUUCUAGGGGAAGACCAAACAGAUCGUGGCUGUGAAAAUCCUGAAGGACACGAGGUCGCCCAGGACAUUGAGCAGGAGGUUACCAUGCUGAAAGUCAUCAGUGACCUGGAUGCGGAUCUCACCAACAUGGUCAAGUUCCAUGAAGAAUUCCAGCACAUGGAACAGACCUGUUUGGUGUUUGAGAGGCUGGACAUGAGUCUUUAUGACAUGCUAGAGCAGCGAGAGUGGGAGCACCAUCCUCUACAUGAGAUCCGCCCAGUUGCCAAGCAGCUCUUGGUGGCCUUGGAUGCCCUGGAAGGUCUCAGGCUUGCACACUGA
Molecule: messenger RNA, 597 nt
Organism: Hippoglossus stenolepis (Pacific halibut)
Lineage: Eukaryota; Metazoa; Chordata; Actinopteri; Pleuronectiformes; Pleuronectidae
Product: homeodomain-interacting protein kinase 3-like
Exons: 4
Coding region: 163-597 (144 amino acids)
Biological process (GO): positive regulation of transcription by RNA polymerase II; intrinsic apoptotic signaling pathway in response to DNA damage by p53 class mediator; smoothened signaling pathway
Cellular component (GO): cytoplasm; PML body; nucleus
Molecular function (GO): SMAD binding; protein tyrosine kinase activity; transcription corepressor activity
Source: RefSeq, a predicted model, not a curated record